Molecule: messenger RNA, 1842 nt
Organism: Aspergillus niger
Lineage: Eukaryota; Fungi; Ascomycota; Eurotiomycetes; Eurotiales; Aspergillaceae
Exons: 4
Coding region: 1-1842 (613 amino acids)
Biological process (GO): protein phosphorylation
Cellular component (GO): cytoplasm; nucleus
Molecular function (GO): ATP binding; protein binding; protein kinase activity
Source: RefSeq, a predicted model, not a curated record
AUGGCGGCUGUCAACGACCUUCUCGCGCCGUUCAAACUCGAGAUUAGGGAUUUCGGAGACCGACGAAGAGAGAUUACGUACGAGCCCGGCGCUUGCGAGGGGACCAAAAUUGAACUCACAACAUUGUGGACGCGAAAGCGCUACUUCACUCACAAGAAUACAGUCUACAAGAAUGUAUAUCUGGAUGAGAACGUAAACGGACAAUUGCGGGUGGUCAAAGAGAUACUCCAUCAACCUGGCAGCGACCGGAACCGCUGCUCAGAGCUAGAAGCAGCAGCCAGAAUAGCCAGGGAUGUAGGGCCCGAGUACACCCGCCUGUUUGUGGAGUUCCAGGGCUGGUUUGAGAUCCGGAAUGGAGUCUCCCUCGUGCUGGAGUACUGUGCACUGGGUGAUAUCGACCAGUUCUUCCCGGAGCGCGUGCCAGAGAAUGUAGCACGAACGGUUGCGGGACAGCUACUCGAGGGGAUCUCUGUCUUGCACUGCCUUGGGAUUGCACAUCGGGAUAUCAAGCCCCAGAACGUCCUCGUGGCCCAAGCAGAUCCGAUUGUGGUCAAAAUUGCGGAUUUCGGAGUCAGCAAGUACACAGCUGACCGGAGCAUCCUAAGAAGCCGCGUAGGGACCCCGGAGUACAUGGCACCAGAGCUUCUGUUCGGCGUGGCAAAGGAGUCUGAUUACUCAAAUGCCGUGGAUAUUUGGUCGCUGGGGUCACUGCUGUAUUAUCUCUUAUCCAAGCAGCUUGCAUUCCCGGAGCUGCAAAUGCUCAAUGCAUUCUAUCAGGGCCACGUGCCCUUUCCAGAACCGCCUCUUUUCCAACUCGGGGUUGGAAGCUCUGGCCGGAGCUUCAUCCGGUCCUUGAUGUGUUCUGCGCCCGAAGAUCGCCCAAAUGCAUCCAAAGAUUUGCUAGAAAAGUGGGAGAUUCAGGCAGAUCAUCACCAGACGGUGGAGGAGUCAAUUCCGGGGAUAGACAAUACCGGAUUAGUUCGAGAGUCAGAAGGCCAAGCGAUGACAAGCAUCGACCACGUCUAUGUCCCAAGUAUCGCUGAAGUGCCAAUGGACUAUGUGACCUCAGAGCUCUUCGACAUCGCGGCAGGCCCCAAGGAAGACAUAAGGCGCACUCGAGGUCUUCUUGAAUCAAACGCCAACCCGAGUGCGAUGCGGAACGGACAUACGGCCCUCCACAAGGCAGCAAGGCAAGGCUUUACGGAUACAGUGCGACUUCUCCUCGGAUACGGGGCAGACACCUUGAUCAAGACGCAGCCUUAUGACGAGACAGCGCUGCACCUGGCCACUUAUCGCGGCGAUUCUGAUGCGUUUAUCGUCAUGUUGGACCUUCUUGCUGCCCACGGUGUGGACAUCAACGCCCAGGACGCAACGGGUAACACGGCGCUCCAUCUCGCCAUAGUCAGACUAAGCCGGGUCGAAGCGGUGGAGUUGUUGCUUGAGCGCGGUGCCCGUACUGACCUGCUUGGUAGGAGUGGGCUAACUCCGCUGCAGUACGCGAUAACAUUAGACAGGGAAACACACGCGAAAGAGUUACUUGACAGGGGCGCUGACCCGAACGUACCCAGUCCCGAUGGACGCAGGCCACUGCACCGGGCAAUCAUGUCCGGGCGGAUCUCGUUGCAGUUGAUCGAGCAGUUGGUCAUGAAGGGUGCCGAGGUCAAUGCGAUGGAUGACGAGGGAGUCCCGCCACUGCACGCAGCUAUCCGACAAGGCAGGUCAGACGUCGUGCGGUUCCUCGUGGAGAAGGGUGCCGACACCUCGCUGGGCUCAGCGACGAUGGAGAGACGCCUGAAGGGCAUGCUAGGCAAGCAAAGUCUGCCCUGGCCUCUGCGAAAAUAA